AUGGCUGCUUCAUCAGAGAUAUUUGCUCAGUUAGAUGAUUUCCUUAAUGCUUAUGAAGGGGAUAAAGCAUACAAUUUGGCUAAAACAUUACUUGAAGAAGCUGGAGAAAAGGUAGAUACUAAUUUGUAUUUAUGCUUCAUGCAUGCAUGUUACAUUGUUUCUAACUGUUCUACCAACGAGAUAAAACGUAAAACCGUGCUAGAUGAAGCAUAUGGAUACGGGAAAAAAAUCUUUGAAUUGGAACCAAACAAUCGUGAAGUGCUGAAAUGGUGUGCAAUAAUAACGGGAUCAUUAGCUGAAGUAGCAACAAUGAAGGAAAAAAUAGCUCUUGGACAUGAAUUUAAAAAUUACUUGGAUAAAGCAGCAGAAAAUGAACCAGAUUCAUCUAUAUUCCACAUGCGCGGACGAUUUUCAUAUCAAAUCGCAAAUUUAUCCUGGCUUGAGCGUACAGCAGCUAGCGUUGUGUUUGGUGCACCACCAUAUGCUACAAUUGAAAAUGCUCUCAGUGAUCUUCUACGAGCUGAAGAGCUUAAUCCAGGUCAAAUUGAUAAUCAGCUUUAUAUAGCCAAGUGUUAUUUAGACCAAGGUGACAGAAUAAAUGCUAGUAAAUAUUUAACAAAUGUGAUUUAUUCUCACGCUGUUGAUGAGAUUGAUGUUGAACAGCAAAAUGAAGCAAGAAAACUCAUAGAAAAUAUAAUAAAAGAACAGUCACAAGAGUUGAUUACUUUAAAGAUGCCAGAAGAAAUCACAAUGAAAACGAGAAAGGCCAAAGAUAAUACAAAAUUAGAAGACACAAGUGAAGAAUCUAAUCCAGAAGAUACUAAUGAUACUGUGAAACCAGAAUAA
This is a messenger RNA of Thelazia callipaeda (thelaziosis nematode), 846 nucleotides long. The record is from the annotation of a GenBank genome assembly. NCBI's taxonomy places the organism in Eukaryota, Metazoa, Nematoda, Chromadorea, Rhabditida, Thelaziidae.